This is a messenger RNA of Phalaenopsis equestris, 2476 nucleotides long. Its product is annotated as exocyst complex component EXO70B1-like. Gene Ontology annotation, biological process: exocytosis. Gene Ontology annotation, cellular component: exocyst. Lineage: Eukaryota; Viridiplantae; Streptophyta; Magnoliopsida; Asparagales; Orchidaceae. Gene Ontology annotation, molecular function: phosphatidylinositol-4,5-bisphosphate binding. The record is from RefSeq and is a predicted model, not a curated record.
UUCUCCAACAGCAACAUAUUUUUUUCACAAAGACGAACUCUUUGGUUUCCUUCCACUCUGGAACAAGUAAUGACGUUCUUUUUCUAACUCCAUUGUUAUUUUAGAUUUGCCGUUUUUCUGUUGUACCCACAUCAGGCGUUUGCUCAGCUGUGCCCUCUGGUCUUCUCGCCCCACUCCGCCAUUUGUCCGCUGCGAGGAAACCCUAGCCGGGCAAAUAAUUUGAUGAGUUUCCAUGGCAGAGAAAGGAGAGGAAAAGCUUAUUGAAGUUGCCCGUCAUAUCGCCAAAACCCUAGGCCGCACCGACACCAUGGCCGACGACAUCCUCCAAAUCUUCUCCAACUUCGACCGCCGUUUCUCCCGCGAGAACCUCGCCGCCGACCGCCUCUCGGGCGGAUCCAUCACCAAAGAACAUAUUCCUCACUCGCCCCCCCCCGACCGCCUCUCGGGCGGAUCCAUCACCGAAGAACACUAUUCCUCUCUCGACCACCACUUUUCCCGAUUCCUCUCCUCCGAUAAAUCAAUCUGGUCCGAUUCUUCCGACGCCGCCGCGUUCCUCGAGGCCGUCGAUGCACUCAUCUCCGCCGUACGUGGUCUUCUCCCCCCGGCGCUGGAACACGCCAACGAUCUCUUACAGCAGUGUAUGCUCCGGCUCGAGGACGAGUUCAGGUCGCUCAUCGAGAAUCCUUUCGGCGUCUCCCCUUACGAACCCGUACCCCCUCCUGGAUUUGAUUCCGAUGGCGAAGACUCCGAAGAGGAGGAAGAAGAUCAGAUCCCGGUGGCGCCGCCGGUGACUGAUUAUGACUUUGUAAUCGACGCGUCUCUUCCGCCAGGCUCCGUAGCCGAUCUCCAUGAGAUUAGCAAAAGGAUGUUCGCUGCUGGUUUUGGAAGGGAGUGCGCCCACGCGUAUAGCCUAGCCCGUCGAGAUUUUCUUGAGGAAAGCAUCUGCCGGUUAGGGAUCCGGCACCGUGCCGCUACAGAAACCGUCACCGCCGACGAAGUCCAGGCCGCUCCAGGAAUGGAGCUCGAGGAUGAGAUCCGCCGUUGGGUUAAAGCUGUGAAUGUCGCGUUCCGCAUACUCCUUCCCAGCGAACGCCGGCUCUGCCACCGCAUCUUCGCCGGGCUCUCUUCCAUCUCCGACCUCUCCUUUGCUGAGGCCUGCCGUGGCCCUGCGAUCCAGCUUCUGAGAUUCGGUGAUGCAAUUGCGUCAUUUAGCCGGUCGCCGGAGAGGCUUUUCCGGGUUGUGGACAUGUACGAGGCCAUUCGUGAAGUAAUCCCGGAGCUCGACGCAUUAUUCUGCGAUAAGUACUCGGCAUUUAUCUGCACGGAGGCCGUUGCGCUCUGGAAGAAGUUGGGAGCAGCGAUUCGCGGGAUUUUCACCGAGCUAGAUAACUUGAUCCGGCGAGAUCCGGCAACAGCAGCGGUGCCUGGCGGAGGGCUUCAUCCCAUUACCCGCUAUGUAAUGAAUUACCUCCGGGCAGCUUGCGCUUCCCGGCAAACUCUCGAGGAGGUGAUGGACGAGGACGGAAUGGGUAUCGCCGAAACCCUAGACCGACCAUCAUCGCCGCUCGCCAUCCAGAUCGCAUGGAUCUUGGAAGUACUGCAAGGAAAUCUUGAGGCAAAGGCUAAGGCCUACCGCGAACCAGCAUUAAGCUGCAUCUUUCUGAUGAACAAUGGGAGGUAUAUGAUGCAGAAGGUGAGGGAUAGCAACGAAUUGACGAUUCUAAUGGGUGAGGAAUGGAUUCGGCGGCAGGCAGCGAGAGAGCGAAGGUGGGGAUCAGAAUACCAGAAAAGCACCUGGAACAAGAUGACAGCAGUGUUGAGGGUCGACAGUGGUGGCCGAGCACCAGAAGCGCCGGCGCUAAGGGAGAGGUUGAAGGUCUUCAACGUGUACUUCGAGGAGACAUGUAGGGUGCAGAGCAGUUGGGUGGUGUCGGACGAGAGGCUGAGAGCGGAGAUGAGGAUGACGGCGGUCGGGAUUGUGAUGCCGGCCUACCGGAGGUUUCUAGGGGUUUAUAGAGGAGUGGUGGAGGGAGGGAAGCAUGGGGAUAGGAAUGUCAAGCAUAGCGCACAAGAAGUUGAGGCGCGGAUCAAUGAGCUAUUCAUUGCCAAAUCAUAAGGUGCAGAUUAGGCGUGGAUUAGUGGUAUUUGCGAUGGUAUUACAGUGAUAUUGGGAUGAUAUUGAGAUGAUAUUGAGGUGCAAUACUAUCCAAAUAUCAAAGUCUGCGCAUAUGCCCGGCUUAAGCAAUGUUCGCUCGGCCUUAAGAGGUGUGUACUUGUAAACUUAUUAUUAUGUGAUUUUAGUUUAGUGAAUUGAUUAUGUGAUCCUUUUGUAAUUAUUUAUGUAAUUAGUUUUAGAGAGCUUGUGAUUGUUGCAAAUGUUUUUUUAUAGAUUAAGUUUCAUAUUGGUUGGAUUUAUUUCUUUGUUAGGAGCUAUUAUUGCCGCGCUGUGCGGCUGUGAUCGGAGGGCACGCGCAGC